ACCAGUUUUUGAGGUUAAGAGCCAAAGACAACAUUGUCAAGGCAAGGCAAGCUAAAACCCCUAUGCUCCCAAACCCAUAUAUUUCCCAACCCAAGAAAAGAAAGGAAUUCUCAGCUUCUCUAUAUCUCCCUUCCUCUUCCUCUUAGUUCCUUCCCAACCCUUCAGAUUAUCUCCCUCUCCCUCUGUCUCUAUCUCUAUGGAAAUUUCUAGCAGAAUUGCCAGAAUCAAUGCUUUCCUCAUCUGUUUGCUUUGUUUCUCAGCUUUACAAAGAGUUACAUCACUUGGCAUCAACUAUGGCCAACUCGGCAACAAUUUGCUAGAACCAGAGAAAGUACUAGACCUCUUGAGCUCCCUCAAGGUCACGAAAGCUAGAAUUUACGACACGAAUCCUCAAGUACUAACAGCAUUUGCGAAUUCUGGUGUUGAGUUAAUGGUGACAAUCGAAAACGCAAUGUUAGGCCAGUUGAUGAACCCCCAAGCAGCCCUUCAAUGGGUUAACGCUCACAUCAAGCCUUUUGUUCCCGCAACAAAAAUCACCAGCAUUGCGGUAGGCAAUGAGGUCUUCACCGACGAUGACACGACCGUGCUGCUAGCUAAUCUUGUCCCAGCCAUGGUCAGCAUUCAAUCUGCACUAACUCAGCUAGGCCUUGACUCAUACAUUAAGGUCUCAACACCUUGCUCAUUAGCUGUGCUUGAAGAGUCCUAUCCGCCUUCAGCGGGGAGCUUCAAAACUCAAGUAGCUGGUGUUAUGUCACAACUGUUACAGUUCUUGCAAACCACAAAAGCACCUUUCUGGAUCAAUGCCUAUCCUUACUUUGCAUACAAAGAUAACCCGAAUAAAAUUUCGCUAGACUAUGUGCUCUUCAAUCCUAAUUCGGGCAUGAUCGACCCUUACACUAAGUUACACUAUGACAAUAUGUUGUAUGCUCAAGUAGAUGCAGCCAUUUUUGCUAUGGCGCGGUUGGGAUUCAAUGGGAUUGAGGUCAAGAUUUCAGAGACGGGGUGGCCAUCCAGGGGCGAUACAAACGAAAUCGGUGCAACUUUGCAGAAUGCCGCUAUUUACAAUAGAAACUUGCUCAAGAGGCAAUUAGCAAAUGAAGGCACACCUUUGAGGCCUAGAAUGAGGCUCGAAAUCUAUGUUUUUGCUCUUUUCAAUGAGAAUAUGAAGCCUGGACCAACUUCCGAGAGAAACUAUGGCUUAUUUCAACCUGAUGGAACAAUGGCUUACAAUGUGGGAUUGUCUACCUUGUCAACUACUUCAACUACCUCAUCAACCUCAUCAACCUCAACGGCUUCAAUUUCUGAUUUCACUUCCUCUGCCACAAAGUCAACAAUGGACUUUCAUCAAAGCUGGGUGAGCUGCAUCUUUGUUUGUGCGGUUACCUUGCAAGUUUAUAUCAGAAGACUAUUUUAAGCAAAUGAGGCAAUGGUUAAAUGGGAGUUGAUGUAAAUACUACUUUUUGAAGAGGAGGGAAUACUGCGGGUUAAUUUCUUCAAUUGAGUCUUUUUAAAUUCUCAAUCAUCUUCAGAAACAGAAACACAAGAACCAGAAAUGAAUCAUCUUCAUCGCCGUCACGGAUCAGCAGUUAAUUUGUUAGAGAAGAUAAAGCCAUUAUUCGAAUUUAUUAACUGUGACAAGUAGUACUAGUAGUCAAAUUAAGUUGCUGUAAAACAAGAUUUAUUCCUCAAUUUCAUUUCUGUCAUUGAUUAUAACAAGCUAUGUAUGCAUGUACAGAUAUGCGUUGUUAGUUAGA
Argentina anserina (silverweed cinquefoil) is the source of this 1754-nucleotide messenger RNA. Its product is annotated as glucan endo-1,3-beta-glucosidase 11. The record is from RefSeq and is a predicted model, not a curated record. NCBI's taxonomy places the organism in Eukaryota, Viridiplantae, Streptophyta, Magnoliopsida, Rosales, Rosaceae. Gene Ontology annotation, biological process: carbohydrate metabolic process. The transcript has 3 exons. Gene Ontology annotation, molecular function: hydrolase activity, hydrolyzing O-glycosyl compounds. The coding region runs from base 197 to 1414 and encodes 405 amino acids. Gene Ontology annotation, cellular component: plasma membrane.